AUGUGUAAAUCCAGGAGAUAUAAUAAGAUAUUGAACAAAAUUGUCAACCUCAAUGAGGAUUGUUCUGAGGAUAGAUCCGAAGAAGAUCAGUAUGAAUUAGCCCAAAGCGAAGCUGACAGUGAAAGUUCUGAAUACAUUGAAAGUGGAGAGAUAGAAAGAUCUUCGGAUAGUGAAGAGGAAAACUUCUUGAAAGUGUGCCGUAACAAGAAAAGGAUGCGUAUUCUUCCUAGUUCUGACUUCGAGGAUGAAAGGACGAGCAUUCCAAGCACAUCCCAACAUGUAAUGGGUGAAAUUGAAAUUGCAGUUGACGGGACUCAGUGGAUAAAACUGAAAGCAGGCGGAUCUAGGGGUAGGACACCCGUUCCUAUGAUAUUCAAGGAUAUCGUAGGGCCUGCUGGCUAUGUUAAGAGAAAUAUUAUUUCGGAUUGUGUAGCUAGAGCUUUCGAAUUGAUAAUUGACGGACACAUACUGGAAUAUAUAAAAGAUUUCACUGAAACCGAGGCCAUCGAGUUUUAA
Messenger RNA from Bombus terrestris (buff-tailed bumblebee), 516 nucleotides. RefSeq lists its product as uncharacterized. The transcript has a single exon. NCBI's taxonomy places the organism in Eukaryota, Metazoa, Arthropoda, Insecta, Hymenoptera, Apidae. The record is from RefSeq and is a predicted model, not a curated record. The coding region runs from base 1 to 516 and encodes 171 amino acids.